Messenger RNA from Linderina pennispora, 2216 nucleotides. RefSeq lists its product as uncharacterized. The record is from RefSeq and is a predicted model, not a curated record. Bases 70 to 1971 code for a protein of 633 amino acids. Gene Ontology annotation, biological process: regulation of mitotic nuclear division; regulation of chromosome segregation. NCBI's taxonomy places the organism in Eukaryota, Fungi, Kickxellomycota, Kickxellomycetes, Kickxellales, Kickxellaceae. The transcript has 3 exons. Gene Ontology annotation, molecular function: protein binding. Gene Ontology annotation, cellular component: nucleus; chromosome.
CCUCUCUCCUCCGCUUCCUCCCCCACAUUUUUAUCAUUAUUCACACAGCAAAAUUUGUCGUAAGCAAGCAUGGGUGUGCCUCUAUACGGCUUUAUCGUUAUUAUCAAGCCCUCUGGUGGGGACGGCAAAGUCUACCCCCUUACCGAGACACGGGUGACCAUUGGAAGGCAAGAUACAUGUAACAUCCGUAUCCCAAACCUUAAGGUGUCAAAGGAGCAUUGUGCUAUCCGGGUUGUUGGCAGGAAGGUUACCCUGACCAACCUGAGUUCAAACAAAACGAUUGUCGGUGGGCAAUUUCUUGCACUUGGCCAGCAACGCGUUCUUCGAUAUGGCGAUAUCAUCACAAUCGCCGGUCGAUCUCUGCGAUAUGAAAAACCAACCAUGAGCUAUACCGAAACAGCGACUCCGCCCGGUACCCGCAUUGACAUCGGAUCGCUUCCACAAACUCCACAAACAGAGCCCGUACCACGCCAGCACCGGCGCGCUGAUGGCCCGGAGAGCGCGAGUCCGACGACUCCCACAGUGCGUGCAAAGCCGAUGCCUCUUUCGGAGGGACGGACACAGCAGCGGGCAAGACUAGUGAGAUGUGCGCUGCGGGCGGCGGACAUUAAAGCAAAGAUCGACAGAUGGAACCUGUUCUACUCCGAGUCCGACGAUCAGCCACGGAAGCCCAGCGGACCACGCAGCCGGCAAGGUGCUGACGCGGUUGGUAGCGAGGCUGAUCUUACUGAAGAGUCACCGCCAGCAGAUUUGUUUGAUGAUCUUGGAGAGGGCACCUCGCGGAAGCGCUCUGUGCCUUCGACACCACAUGACGAUGGAGAUGGAGAUGAGCGGCGGGCGGAUGAAGCGGCCCAGAUCAUAAAGGGGUCCAAUGUGGGAUCUCGCCGUCCACAGCUCACCACACCGGUAUCAGGCCGGAAACGCGCUCGGCUCCUCGAGAAUGGUACUGCACAAAGCGAGGGCAAAGAGUCUGCAGCAUGCCUUUUGCAGCGUCGGACAUCUGUGCCGCAGUUUAUGGACGGGCUUAAGAACUCCAGAGACCCUGGUGUCGACGUGCAUCCUGUGAUGCUAUCUCAGCCGCAGGAAUUGAUUACACCGGCCCAAAGCAGUUCAUCCGCUUCGACACUCCCCAUGAAGUCUACUGCUUCAGCGUACGGUUCUGAGGAUAAGACGUCGCGCGUGACGAUUGGAGCCAAUGCUGAGUCAGCCUUCACCAAAUCACCCACCCUACAAAGGAAGCGGAUGACGAUGCAGUUGCGUAGCCAGCGCAAGGAGCAGGAGAAGGACAAAGCACUGGACCCGGUUGAUGCUGCUACUAAAUUGGUGAGCGUGUCAGGCGAGAAGCAGCAGCCCCAGGCAGAAAUGCAUCGGCGCAGCGCUAUGCCAAGCAUGACAUCACCACUAAAGCGCACAUGGUCAAGCGGAGGACCGUUCGCAGCAGCUCGCAGACUCUGUCCAGAGUCCCUGUCGUAUCUACCACCGUGCACUGGGCCGAUGGCUGUGUCGAAUGGCCAGACCACCGAAGGCGACAGCAGUGACGAGGUGCCGACGGAGCCCGAACCAGAGUCAGAGAGCGAGGACGAACAGCCAGCCCCUGUAGCAGCCAGUAAUGGCCGGGCAUCGCAGGGGUUGCUGACUAGGAAGCGGCACCAUCUGACAGAUGACGAGGGCACGCCCCCGCGCAAAAGCGUCAGAUUUGGACCCCCGCUGUCUCCCGAGCUGUUUGACACCCAUGAACCGCCAGCAACCCCGCUGCGCCGCGGAACGCCGAUGCAGAUGGCCCCCGGUGCAGCCAGCAUUCUGCGUCAGACCCCGGAGUUUGUGCAGAUCUCGACCCCGCACCCAGGCGUUUUCGGCAGCCAUGUGUUGCUCCGUGGGUCGCCUGGGGCUUACACCGGCAACACGUCGCUGAUCGGCAGCUUCGCCCAAUUCGCCACUGUCAACUCAGCCGGAUUCAGCGGGUAUCGAUAGUCUGCUGGCACCCUAGGCUGUCACGCAGACGCAUAACGCAUCAGUAUCUCUCAGCUAUUGCCUCUGUGACUGAAGAGAGUCCCGCCAGCUCCACUGUCAGUUCCAGCGAUCUGGCAGCCGAUGCUCCGUCGGCCAGCCCGAGCAUGAUCACUUCCCCUGCCACCUUGAACGGCCGUCAGCGCCGGCGCCGCAGCUUGCGCGCCUCUGAGCGCAGACGCAGAUCAACCAUGGACAGCGAUGUUUUG